AUGGAGUACAGAGACCUGCUCAUCUACCAUGGUCCUAUCUCUAAGCAGCGGUGUGAGGAACUGCUGGCCGCCAAGAACAAGAACGGAACCUUUCUGAUACGUGACAGUGAGACCAUUCACGGCGCCUUAUGCCUUUGUGUCUACAAAAACAACACCGUGCACACAUACAGGAUACUACAAACCCACACUGGAUAUUACACAUUACAGACUAGUGCAGGGGUGCAGGAGAUGUUCUUUAAGACAAUGGAAGAACUUAUUCAGUACUACAAGAAGAAAAAUAAAGGUCUGAUAACACAUCUGCGCCACCCCGUCCAAAGAAAAGAAUUAGUGCAUGAAGACUACGUGCUUCCUGACGAGGAACCCGACUAUGAGAACGUGGACUCUGAUUACGUCGCCGUCCUGCCGGAUUAAACGUGACAAUUUUUA
Molecule: messenger RNA, 426 nt
Organism: Trichomycterus rosablanca
Lineage: Eukaryota; Metazoa; Chordata; Actinopteri; Siluriformes; Trichomycteridae
Exons: 4
Coding region: 1-411 (136 amino acids)
Biological process (GO): positive regulation of B cell differentiation; negative regulation of neutrophil differentiation; negative regulation of bone resorption
Cellular component (GO): cytosol
Source: RefSeq, a predicted model, not a curated record